AUGAAUAGCUGGAAGAACAAGUUGCUCAGCCAAGGUGGGAAGGAAGUAUUAUUGAAGGCAGUGUCCAUGGCAAUGCCAGUCUAUAUAAUGUCCUACUUUAAGCUGCCAAACAAACUUUGUAAAGAAGUGUCUUCCAUGUUUGCUAACUACUGGUGGGGUGAAGCUGAAGGGAGAAAUAAGAUGCAUUGGUGCUUAUGGGGGAGAUUGACUAAGGAGAAACAAGAGGGAGGAAUGGGAUUCAAGGACCUGCAGAACUUUAACAAAGCCUUGCUAGCUAAACAGGUAUGGAGACUGAUUUCCAAACCAAACUUAUUAGUUAGUAAGGUCAUGAGAGCAAAGUACUACCAUAAGGACUCAAUCUUUAAGUGCAAGGUCCCUAAGUGUGCUUCGUGGAUUUGGCAAAGCCUGAUGAAUGUUAGAGAUUUUGUGCAAAAUGGAACUAGGAAGAAGAUAGGCAAUGGCAAGGCAACCAACAUUUGGAAGGACAACUAG
This is a messenger RNA of Coffea eugenioides, 492 nucleotides long. RefSeq lists its product as uncharacterized. Lineage: Eukaryota; Viridiplantae; Streptophyta; Magnoliopsida; Gentianales; Rubiaceae. The coding region runs from base 1 to 492 and encodes 163 amino acids. The record is from RefSeq and is a predicted model, not a curated record. The transcript has a single exon.